AAUUCGCCUACAAAUGGUACAACCGUUUCCCUUCUCUUGCCAUGUCGUAAUCUCGUGCAGUUUUAAUCUCUCUUCCGCCGUGGGAGGCACCAAUAAAGUUAUUGAAUAUUUUCCUGAAGUUUGACCCGCACGUGUCCGCUUCAAUUCUGUAACCGCAUAGAACAUCGGGGCGGGUCGGUGUGUUUGGGUGCAGUACAACGGGCUGCAUUAAUUAUUAAAGUUUUGACAUGGUUAUUACUUUGGAAGUAAGGAAACUGUACAAGUAUCCAUUUGAGCGCGUCGUAGAAAUGCACUUAAAUAAGUAUCCCUGUCCUUUGGAGAAGCAUAUCCGUGGAAUUAAAACAGUGGAGGAAAAAACGGACUGCAAAUCAGGAAUUAUUUAUAGAAGAAAGAUAGCAAUCUGCAACAAUGUGGUUCCAAAGAUCCUAAGAAAGAUUAAUAUACUAAAUGUUAAUGACAUUUACAUGGAAGAAGAGUCUUGGCUUGAUAUGAAGCAAAAGAUUAUGAAUAUUAAAAGCAGAUGUCUAACUUGGACCCAGUAUGCCUCUUUAAAUGAAGUAUCAUUUUUUAAAGAAAGUGGAGAGAACCCAGACUGGACUGAAUUUUAUCAACAAGGCAGUGUAGCUGUAACUGGUGUGGGGAAACUAAACCGGCUGUUUGAAGUUUUUGCCCAAAGCUUUUUUAGCAAUGGAAUCAAAAAGAGUCUGCAUAUAAUGGAAACUAUCCUAGAAGAAAGGUUUGGUCGACCUCUGUCUUAAUGGAAAAGAUGGUUGCCUGUUACAAGAAGUAGGAAAUAAGCUAGGCCCUCACUUUAACACCAUGUAUCUGUCUAAUUUCCUGUCCAAAUAUUCAGUACUGUAGCAUUUACACUUUUUUUACACUGUUUCAUCAUACAUUCUUCUAAAGAUGUAGGUGUUAUUUGAAAUGCAGAUUGUGCCAUCUUUCAGAAUGACAUUGAAGUGGUUAUUGCUUAACUGUUGCAUCACUUCAUUUAAAAACCAUAUAAAGUUCAUACAAAUGAAUACUCUCUUAAUAUCUGCCAGUUUUGACAGUAAAGUCACUUCUCCAUUUGUGGGAAAAUGUUAAUUUUUCUUACUUUGUUUUCCACUAUGUAUCAUUUUCAUUUUAAUAGUACAAAGUUGUAUCAGUGCUGAAGGAUUUGUGGCAUCUGAACACUAGAGAGUAAAUGGUUUUGACUUUUUUGAUUCAGCUGGUGAUACAGGAAAGUGAAAUAGGAAAGCACAUUAAUAUACGCAAAUAAUAGGGAUAUCUUCCAUUGCCAAAUGUUUUACACUUUACUAAGAAUGGAAAUCUAAAAAUAAUCUAUACAUGUCACAGUUGUAGGUGGUUGGUGAAAAGUAUGAAACUUGGCAUCUUAAAAAUGCUCUUUGUAUAUCUUAUCUAUUCUUUAAAUAGACUUAAAAUUGAAACUUGUUAAGUAUAACGUAAUAACAGUAAUAAUUUAGAAGAUGUACACAGAGUAAAUGAAACAUGCCCUCUUUCUUAUUAAUCUGAAAUUUCUUUACAAAAGAUGUAUAUUUUGCUAAAAAAAAAUAAAGUAUUACAAAAGUA
This is a messenger RNA of Erpetoichthys calabaricus (reedfish), 1572 nucleotides long. RefSeq names its product PRELI domain-containing protein 2-like. The transcript has 6 exons. Bases 228 to 758 code for a protein of 176 amino acids. Lineage: Eukaryota; Metazoa; Chordata; Cladistia; Polypteriformes; Polypteridae. Gene Ontology annotation, cellular component: mitochondrial intermembrane space. Gene Ontology annotation, biological process: phospholipid transport. The record is from RefSeq and is a predicted model, not a curated record. Gene Ontology annotation, molecular function: phosphatidic acid transfer activity.